Rhizoctonia solani is the source of this 3333-nucleotide messenger RNA. Its product is annotated as Retrotransposable element Tf2 protein. Bases 1 to 3333 code for a protein of 1110 amino acids. The transcript is spliced from 5 exons. The record is from RefSeq and is a predicted model, not a curated record. Gene Ontology annotation, biological process: DNA integration. NCBI's taxonomy places the organism in Eukaryota, Fungi, Basidiomycota, Agaricomycetes, Cantharellales, Ceratobasidiaceae. Gene Ontology annotation, molecular function: nucleic acid binding.
AUGUUAACAUUACUGUACAUCAAGAAAAAUGGAAGCCGUACAACACCUAAGGAGGAUAAGGGGAAAGCCAAGGAAACCACCAAAAUAGGCAAAGACUCCAAGUACCAAUUGGGAAAGAUCAAGCCAGAGAAACAAGCAGAAUCUUUAGAAGUCCUGAUAGACUCAGGUGCCACAUCCUCAUUCCUUCACCCACGCACCGCAGAAUUACUCUGCCUUCCACUCAUUGAUCUCCCCACACCUUGCACCGUAACUAUGCUUGAUGGGUCAAGCCCCCAGGCUGGCAAAAUCUGGAAGAAGACAAUACUAACCUUCACUUACAAUGGUAAAAAGAUGACAGAAACUUUCCUCAUCUGUAACACCGGUGAUCACUUGGCCAUCUUAGGCUUGAAAUGGUUGGAUGCUGACAAUCCAGAAAUUGACUGGAAUUCCCACACCCUAUCCUUUCUGCACAUGCCACCAGAACAUGUAGCCAUUGCCAAGGAAGAGGAAGCCAAUCAGAACCCUCUUGAAGGAGUAUUUGGAGAGGAAGAAUUCAAUAAACUUCCCCCACAUAGGCAUUACAACAUUGGCAUUGAACUUACAGAAGAAGGACCCCUCAAUUCCCCCCUAUACAGCAUGACCAAUGCCAAGUCUGCCACACUGAAGGAUUGGCUCAGGGAUGAGUUGAGAGCUGGAAAAAUUUGCCCCAGCAAGUCAUCUAUCAGCUCCCUGGUAAUGUUUGUACCAAAAAAAGAUGGUUCCUGCCGCUUGGUUGUUGACUACUGUUGCCUCAACAACCAGACAAAGAAAAAUGUUUACCUGCUACCCUGUCCAGAUGACCUUGUGGCCCAACUCCACAGCGCCAAGGUCUUCACUAAGUUAGAUCUACAAUGGGGUUACAACAACGUCCAAGUUAAAGAAGGUGACAAAUGGAAAACUGCCUUCUGCACCAAGUAUGGCCUGUACAAAUCCUUGGUCAUGACAUUUGGCUUAACCAAUGCUCCUGCUGCCUUCCAACACUUCAUGAACAAAUUGUUCAAGGAUCUCCUGGAUGUAUGCGUCAUCAUUUACCUUGAUGACAUCCUAAUCUACUCAAAGGAUGAUGCAACCCACACCCAGCAUGUUCACAAGGUCCUGCAAUGUUUAAAGGAAAACCAGCUGUUCUGUAAGGUGUCCAAGUGCACCUUCCAUGUUACCUUGGUGGAAUACUUGGGGAUCAUUGUAUCAGACAAGGGUUUCAGCCUGGAUAAGCUUAAAAUCCAGGCAGUCCAAGAAUGGCCAACGCCCACCAAGGUCAAGGAAGUCCAGUCCUUCCUUGGGUUUGCAAACUUCCUCUGUCAAUUUGUUGCCAACUUUAGUCACAUGGCCAGACCCCUGCACAACUUGGUAAAAAAGGAUACGCCGUGGAAAUGGGAUACUAAGGAGGAAGAGGCAUUCCAGGGGCUAAAAAAUGCUAUCACCAAUGCCCCAGUCCUUUGUCAUGCUGAUCCUUCAAAGCCUUACUUCCUGGAAACAGAUGCAUCUGGCACAGCCCUAGGGUCCAUCCUCAGUCAACAACAGGAAGACAGCCGCCUGCACCCACUUGGCUUUCUAUCUGAAUCAUUCAAAGGAGCUGAGCAGAACUAUGACACACACAACAAGGAGCUCCUAGCAAUCAUUUGCUCCUUUGAGUAUUGGCGCAUAUUCCUGGAAGGGAUGGAACAUUCAAUCACCGUAUUUACAGACCAUUGGAACCUUGAGUAUUGGAAAGAAUCCCAAACAUUCAACCAACAACACACACAGUGGCACUUACUCCUGGCCGGAUAUAACUUCCACAUUGUUUACCAACCAGGGAAGCAGUCCAGGAAACCCAAUGCUCUGUCAUGCUGCUCUGACCAUGCCAACAUCCCACCUGCCAACCAGACCAUGCUCCCUGAUCCUGUAUUUGCCAAUGUAGCCCUAGUUACACCUAAGAAGGAACUCCAACGCCAAAUUGAGGCCGCCCUAGACCAAGACAAAUCCCUGGAGGAAAUAAUACAAUUCCUCCAAAACAAAUCAAAGGCACCUCCAUCCAUCAAAUGCACAUUUAAGGACUAUCAAAUGGAAGCAGGACUUCUCUUCUACCAAGGGAGGAUUGUGGUUCUGAAUGUAGGAACCUUACAAACGGAGCUACUAAGGAUCUUCCAUGACAGCCCCUUGGCCAGCCACCUGGGUAGACAACACACACUAGAACUAGUCUCAAGGAACUACUACUGGCCCAGGAUCUGUGCUGACACAUACUGGCACGUGGACUCCUGCAAAACUUGUCAGCAGAUCAGGAAGCCCAAAUAUGCACCCAUCCCUCCUCAGCCACUAGAACUCCCUACUUGCCUGUGGCAACAUGUAUCCUAUGACAUGAUUGUAGAUCUGCCUAAAGACAGUAAUAGUGAUUCCAUCCUGGUCAUUGUAGAUAGCUUCACCAAGUAUGUCAUCCUGGUGGAAUGCUCCAAGAAGCUGAAGGCUCCUGAACUAGCGGAUCUAUUCCUACAACAUAUAUGGAAACGCUAUGGCAUGCCUGAAAAGACAAUCUCAGACCAAGGAAGGGUCUUCAAUAAUAAAUUCCUAAAAGCGCUGUACCAACAUUUGGGAAUAGACCCUGUCAGAGCCAACAACUACCACAGGGGCAUGACAGACCCUCACUUCUCCUUGGCCUAUCAUCUGCAAAGCAAUGGGCAGACAGAAUGUGUGAACCCCACAGUCAAACACUUUUUGCAAGCUUAUUCUGGGAUCAACCAGAAGGAUUGGGUAAAAUGGCUGCCAAUGGUGGAAUUUGCCUACAACAAUGCAGUUCACAGCUCCACAGGCAAAUCCCCCUUCAAGGCACUUUAUGGAUGGGAACCAGCCCUCACUCCUAGUAAUGUCCCAACCAAUGUGCCAGAAGCAGACAAACUAGCAACGCAAAUGGAAGCCCAAUGGCAGGAAAUAGAAGCAGCACUCUGGCAGUCAUGCAUGUCUUUGACUGCCGGAGAAUCAGGAGAACCAGUUGAAUUUGAAACUGGAGAAGAGGCCUGGCUAGAUGCCAAGAACAUAAAGCUGAAGACCCUGAGUCCUAAGCUAACCAAACAACGCCUAGGUCCCUUCAAAAUAACCAAGAAAAUCUCCAACUGCACAUACUGCCUGGAACUCCUGCCAUCAAUGAGGAUUCACAACUUGUUCUAUGUGGGACUAUUGUCUAAAGUCAAGGAGGACAAGAACUGCACCUUUGAGAACCAACCACCACCCGUUACCAUGGACAGAGAAGAAGAAUACAAGGUAGAAGGCAUAACGGAUGCAGAGGAAUGCAACAGGGAUUGGUUCUUCAGAGUCAAGUGGAAGGGUUAUGGAUCAGUGUCCUAG